AUGCUGGGCUGCACUCACCUAAGUCAGAGAAAGGAUUGUCACAAACAGGCAAAGGAGAAAGGGUUGAGAGGCACCCUACUGCAAAGUCUUCUCCAUCCCAACCCUGGGGGGCCCCUCUGCACUAACUUCUGUACUCAUAGCAACAUCGGUGACUCCACCUCGGUCCAGCUUCGUAGGCUUCUCAGAAGGUUGCUGUCCUUCCGGCCUCGGCUGAACCUUUCCCCAAACAGGUGGCCCUCCGAUCAGCAGCUGCCUCACAAGGCGCAAGGGUGGUCUCAACGGAAAGAGCAGGAGAAGCAAGGAGGGGUUGCACAGGAGAGCCAAGCAGCGGAAAGUCAACCUCACAUGCCAUGGUUAGUGGCGGGCUCUUCACGGAAGGAGCAGCAGAAGCAACAGGAAGGGGUUGCACAGAUGCAAGAGGAGGAGGCUGCACAGAGCAAAGCGGUGGUGGCUCAUCCUCGCAUGCAGAAGGAGCAGCAGAAGAAAGAGGAGGCUGCACAGAGCAAAGCGAAGCAGCAGCAGAAGUGAGAGAAGGAAGCUCCACAGAGCAAAGCGGAGGUGGCUCAUCGUCGCAUGCCGAAGGAGCCGCAGGAGCUGAAGGAGAGCCAAGCGGUGGGAACUCGAGCUCACAUGGCGCGGUCAAUGGGGCACCCUCGAUGGUCCAGCCGUCCCACGAGCGGGUCCCUGGCAUUGCCUCCAUGUGGUCCUGCUGGAUCUUGGCCCUGGCCAUCUUCUCCAGGAUGCUCCGCACUUGCUGGCCCAUGAACCCAGCGAGGACCUGCACACGGUACUUGACAUUAGCACCAAAGCUGAUUGGCAGCUGCAGUCACCUCACUUGUUCAAAUUGUUAAAGAUGUUGCCUUGAAGAUUUCACAGAAAAGGUGCUGCACCUUUAGCUUUAUAUACAAGGCACCUAUGCCAAAACGUCUAACUGGGACCGGUUGGCAUCUCGACUGGUUACAAUUGGAACUAACUGGUCCCAAGUGGGAAUUGGCUGUUACCAAUAGGAGUCCAACUGGGACUAGCUGAGGGGUCAACUGGCUUGACU
Ixodes scapularis (black-legged tick) is the source of this 1048-nucleotide messenger RNA. Its product is annotated as UPF0746 protein DDB_G0281095-like. The record is from RefSeq and is a predicted model, not a curated record. The coding region runs from base 1 to 528 and encodes 175 amino acids. The transcript has 3 exons. NCBI's taxonomy places the organism in Eukaryota, Metazoa, Arthropoda, Arachnida, Ixodida, Ixodidae.